GGCUCGUGGUGCACGUCGCGAUCGUCGUGUAUGCCAGGCGCUCUCGCUCGGGCAGCGCAGGCAGCACAGGCCGCCGCGAGCGCAGACACACCACACACAGUUGCGCGAGGCCUCUACCUAUACAUCUAUAUACUCGGCUUCGUACACGCUCGUAUACAUGUAUAGCGUACACCAUUUCUCUGUGCAACAAUAAUCAUCAUCAUAAUCGCCCAAUCUCAAAGUGUACAGCAAGCCAGGCUGGAGCGUCGUCCCUCCGACCGGGCGCCCCACAAGGAGGCAGCUACGGAGCCGUCUGCGUCGCUGGGCCCAGAGCUCAGCAGAGGCCAGCCAGGAUGCUCUACCUCGAGGAUUAUGUCGAGAUGAUCGAGCACCUGCCUCAAGAAUUGAGGGACAGGUUCACAGAGCUCAGAGAAAUGGAUUUAAGUGUACAAAAUUCUGUGGAUAGCAUAGAAAAGAAAGUUAAAAUAUUCUUUUCCAAUGCCAAAAAAAUGAAAGCAGAUGACAAAGAUGCAGAGUAUCAUGAAAUACGAAAAGAGUAUUACAAAACAUUAGAAGAUGCUGAUGAAAAAGUGAAUCUUGCAAAUCAAAUGCAUGAUUUAGUAGAUAAGUAUUUACGAAGACUCGACCAAGAACUAGACAAGUUCAAGGGAGAGUUGGAAGCUGAUAACAAAGGUAUAACUGAAAUCCUAGAAAAACGAUCCCUAGAAUUAGAUCAGCCUUCAUCCGCAAAUAUCAGUAGCAGUCAGAAAGAAAAUCGUUAUAGCUUUUCUUCAACGAGCAGAGCUCGUGAUAAUCACACUCAUGCGCGAGCCGAUAAACGUCGUGACUCGAAUGCUUCGACAGCUUCACAAGAUCACCCGAAACGAAUAGCAAUGGAAAAACUCGCGGUGGCUCCGAGUUCGUCGCAAAGUGCUCUAUGCAACAUACCGGAGAGCAGGCCAGCGUCCGCAAAUUCAGCGCCGCUGAUAGCACAGCCGACGGCGAUACCCGCCACGGCUUCGACACCAUCGUCGGCCGCGGCAUUAGCAAAUUCAGUGGGUAGUGGUAGUGUUAGUUAUAGUCUUGGACAUAUAGGUGCUGGCGGAAAUGCAAUUGCCGCCGCUGCAUCGCAAGCUAUUGCCGCUACGCAACAAAUGCAACAAGGCAGAAGGACUGCAAGUUUAAAAGCCAGUUAUGAGGCGAUAAAUACAGGUGGUGUUCAUGCUGCUGAAUUCAGCAGAGAAUUAGCUGGUGCUGCACAGACGGCUAUUGCUGCUAUUCAAGAAUCAUCAAAGAAAAACAAAAAUUCGAAAUAUAUUCCGGGACGAGGAAAACCUGCUGUAUCAGCGUCUCUUCGAAGACGCAUGACGGCCAUGUCCAACUCGAACGUCUUAUCGUCCGCUGUUCAGACGCAGUCGCAUACGCAACAAACACAUCAUCAUCAUCAGCACACGAAUCAUCCGUCACAGCAUCACGCACAGCAGCAUCACACGCACGCGCAUCAGCAGCAACAUCAAGUGCAGCAACAACAAUCGUAUCUACACCAGCAAUCGCAUCAUCAAUCGUUAUCUGGUAACGCGACUGGUGGCUUGGUGAACGCAUCCAAUCAAGCGAACACGAAUUCGACGACGCAGACGACUGUGCAAGUGUCGCAGGCCGUCGCUGACGUUGAAAAUGCUGAAUGGACUUUCGAUCCAAAUGAGCCGCGAUAUUGCAUUUGCAACCAAGUGUCUUACGGUGACAUGGUUGCUUGUGAUAAUUCUGAUUGCCCCUUCGAGUGGUUCCAUUAUCCAUGUGUCAACAUCACAGCACCGCCUAAAGGAAAAUGGUACUGUCCUCAAUGUACAACGUCGAUGAAACGUCGGGGAAGCCGCAAAAACUGAUCACGACGAGCUCAAUGCGUCGAAGACAACGAUAAGACGCGCAAACCUCUUGGUAGUCUACUUCGCGCCAUGUUUUUUUCUACAACCAAUACCGAUUAAUAUGAUUUUUAAUAAAGCAUUCAUCGGCAAAUUGAAGAUGAAUGCUGAUGAAGAAAAAAAUUAAAUUAAGCGAGAUACGUUUUAAAUUGUGCAAGUUCGACGUUAUCCAAGACUAUCUCUAGUUAGCAACUUUUUUCAAAUUUGAAGAAAAGUAGAAACGAAGUUUAAAGAUUCGAGCGGAUUUCGAUGAAUUAAUUUUCCGCUUCGACUUUUCUAUCAAGCCUAUUUUACUUUUAAUUUGUAUAAUGUAAUUACAAGUGGCGUAGUGACUAAAUUUAUCAGCUUAUGCGACCAUGGUUAUGUCGUAUGUGAGAUUUAUCCGAGGAAUCUGAGAAUCAACCGAUCUUUUCUUCUUUUUUAUAUUAGUGUUGUGAUAGAUGAUUAUAAAGACGAUGACGAUAACAAGAGUAUGUAUUGUGGAGUUUUAUCUGACAAUCAGGCAGGUGAAACUUAAUUUAAUUUAGGAUCCGUAAUCUUGGUUCCGUAUUGGCUUCAAUUUUGACAAAAUGGUGAUAAUUUUUGUAUUAAUCGCAUACAGUUGAGACUGAGUGAUAUUAAGCAUUCUCCGGUUACAUGAUAAAAAAACGAGCCUGAUUGUUGCCAAAAGAUUUUUUAUAAAUAAUAUCAAAUCUUUGUAGAUAGCCUUGCAAUAAAUUGUUUCUUUUUGUACAGUUAUUAGUGAAAUAAGUGCGAGUGAUCACAAAGUUUGUACUGGUACUUUUUGCGUACCAUAAUACCGAGCCAUGAUUUUUUUGUUGUGAUUGGUUAUCCAGAUUCGCAGGUGAUUUCACGAAUCGGCGUGUGAAUGAGCUCAGUUAGUUCCCUUGUAUUCGAUCUCGACUUUGAUCGUUUAUUGCAAGCUUAGUUUUUGAAAUUGUAAAUUCACUGCGAGAUUCUUAUCAACGAAAGGACCUACUGUUAAAUUAUAGUUACAUAUUACUAUUGUUAAAUUAGAAUCAAUUGUAUUCUAAGGUUCACAAGAAUGUCAACCCUUUUCAAGGGCGAUUCAACGCUCAUUAAUUGCGUAGAAUCAUACGAAAUAGUCUUGUAAAAAUACUUGAAUUCAUAGCUUUCAUAACUCAUACUAAAAUCUCAUCUCAUAGAGUGGUGGGUUCUUUUGUUGGGAAUUAAAUAGUAAGAAUGGUAAGUUUCGAGUGUGUGUGGUUCAGCGUAAGUUGAGCGCUGCUUUCAAUUGUAAAAUACCGUAUAAAAUAAACGAACUUCCAAUAUUGAUCUUCUAAGUGUGCGCGUGUGCCGUAUGCGAGUGAGAACAAAACUUGUAAAAUAAAAGUAAUGUAUGCGUAUGAUGUUCGUAACGUUAUGUGAGUAAAUUGUGAGUCACUUUUUUUGAAAAAUCGAACGCUUAUAGCGAGUAAACAAUAAUUAAAACUAAAUAAUAAUUCUAAUUAUAAUGAAAUAAACUAAGAUUCUAAAUACGCUUUUUCGUGGAGAGAGUAAUGAUAGGAAGGAAAGUCAUUAAAAAUUUAUGAAUUAACGUAUUGUGUACAUUGUACUGAUUGACUUUAAACAGUCAAAUGCAGAAUAAAUAAAUUGCAAAAGAAGGAGAGGUGAUCAAAAAUCUA
Molecule: messenger RNA, 3544 nt
Organism: Trichogramma pretiosum
Lineage: Eukaryota; Metazoa; Arthropoda; Insecta; Hymenoptera; Trichogrammatidae
Gene: Ing3
Product: inhibitor of growth protein 3
Exons: 7
Coding region: 333-1862 (509 amino acids)
Biological process (GO): regulation of DNA-templated transcription
Cellular component (GO): NuA4 histone acetyltransferase complex
Source: RefSeq, a predicted model, not a curated record